Molecule: messenger RNA, 3947 nt
Organism: Homarus americanus (American lobster)
Lineage: Eukaryota; Metazoa; Arthropoda; Malacostraca; Decapoda; Nephropidae
Product: cytochrome c oxidase assembly protein COX15 homolog
Exons: 9
Coding region: 332-1546 (404 amino acids)
Biological process (GO): heme A biosynthetic process
Cellular component (GO): mitochondrial inner membrane
Molecular function (GO): oxidoreductase activity, acting on NAD(P)H, heme protein as acceptor
Source: RefSeq, a predicted model, not a curated record
CGACCUCAACACGUAUACUAACAAUGUUACAGAAACUCCUCGGACACAGUUAUUAACCCACCAAUUUCUUUUAUUUGUAAUAUAUUAGUAGAUUGCCUGGCUUUAUCUAGCAAUUUUUGAUGGUUGUGUGACCAGGAGAGAUAAUUGUGUGUUUAUUGAAUCUCCUGGAAAGUAAUUAAUAGUUUGGUAAUGUUGUUGGUACAUAUGUAACGACUUAUGAAAGGCUCACUCAGACUCAGCCAGUGAAGUAGGAAAGUUCUGAGUCAAACCUUCUCUCCCCUGAAUAAGACGUAAAUAAUAAUACAAGAUAUAAAAAACAAACAUUAAUAAGAUGAGUGCACUGUGUUUUGCUUCGAAACUUUGCCGAUUUAUACCAGUUACAAGGAAUGUUAAGUUAACACAAAUUCAGCCCUACUUGAAACGAACUACAGUCACAAUAGCCAGAAAGGGGCUUCAGAAAAUAGCUUUUGAUGAAAUCCCAGAAGUUGGAAACAAGUGGGUGGGGCGAUGGCUCUUUGGAUGCUCAGGCAUGGUGUUUGGAGCAGUUGUGAUUGGUGGGUUAACACGUUUAACAGAAUCUGGCUUGUCAAUGACUGACUGGCAUUUGUUUGGCAAGAGACCGCCAAUCUCCCAAAUUGAAUGGGAGCGUGAGUUUUCUCAGUAUCAAGAUUAUCCUGAGUUUAAGCUAAAAAACAAAGAUAUAUCCUUAGAAGAAUUUAAGUUCAUCUGGUGGAUGGAGUAUGGACACAGACAAUGGGGUCGCACUAUUGGGGCAUUCUUUUUGUUGCCAGCUGCCUACUUUUGGCAGAAGGGUUGGUUCACUCGGGCCAUGAAGAAAAGAGUGAUAGCAUGUGGAGUUCUUAUUGGAUUUCAGGGUCUUCUAGGAUGGUACAUGGUCAAGUCUGGCCUGGAGGAGCACCGAUUUAAGGAACCUUCAGAUGUUCCAAGAGUAUCACAGUAUCGUCUCACGGCUCAUCUUGGGUCUGCCUUUGUUCUAUAUAGCCUUUUUCUGUGGAAUGCUCUUGGAGUGACCUAUCCAGCACAGCAAAUUAAACAGGUAACUGCACAAGCAAUGAAGUUCCGUAAGCUUGCUCACAUGACUAAAGGCUGGGUCUUUAUCACUGCUCUUUCAGGGGCUUUGGUGGCGGGACUGGAUGCUGGCUUGGUAUACAACUCUUUUCCAAAAAUGGCUGAUAGAUGGAUUCCCAGUGAUCUACUGGCUUUUAGUCCUACACUAAGGAACUUUACUGAAAACCCCACCACAGUGCAAUUUGACCACAGGAUCAUGGGAACUACUUCACUCUGCUUAGCCUCAGCCCUAAUGAUCUGGUCUCGAAGAGGAGUGAAGUUGCCUCCACGUGCUUAUACUGCUGCCACAGCUCUUGGUGCAAUGGUUUGGAUGCAAGUAGGGCUGGGCAUCUCAACACUGUUGUUGUAUGUGCCAACUGGACUAGCAGCCUUGCAUCAGUCUGGCUCUCUUCUCACUCUCUCCUUUGCUAUUUGGCUCACCCAUGAGCUGAAGCAUCUCAAGAAAAUACCUAAGUGAGUUGCAAAGGUAUGGUGUCAGUGUCCACAAGUCAUAUAUUGUAGCAUAUUUUAUCUAGCUAUGUUUAAAUAUUGAGUCAUUAACACUUUUUUGUACAUGAAUUUCUUCAGCUCAGUAAAGUCAUUAAAUAAUAAUGGGAAUACAUUUUGCCCUUCUACCAUUAUAAAUUUCACAGGCACAGCUUUAGUCUUUUUUCAUCCAGUGCAUAAUGUAUUUAUGAAGAUGUAUAUCUCAUCAGUCCAUUUAGCACGCAGACUUCAAUAUACAAACAAUAUCUCACUAGUCGGGAAUCAAAUCCCAGACCUCUGCAUGUGAACGGAGAUUGCUACCACCGUGCAAAGAUGUAUAUUUUUACCCAGUGAUCCCAAAUAUCAAAAUUCACAAAGUUUGUAAUGCUGUGUGCAUGCCUACAUCAUCUAUGCCUGUAAUCACUGUGUAGAAAGGUGGCUGAUAAAUCCUAUCACAUGAGAUCUAUGAGCAGCCAUGUGUAUCAAUAAACUGGUUAUUUAUUAAUUUUUUGCUGGAUUCUUGAUAUAUUAGUUUUAUCCAAUAGAAUGAAAUUCUUGUAGAUGAAUAGAAAAAAUUGGUGUGAAAACUGUUUAUAUAUGUACAGUGUAGACCACAUAUCUAGUGUGCUUCAUAUAUACUGUGCAGUAAAAAACCCCAUAAUUCCAAAUAUGUAUAGGGGCUCUAGCCCUUACAAGUUAGGGCAAAGAUGGAAAAACAAGUGGAAAAAGUUUGCGCCGUAGAUGUACACUCCACGACUUACCAACAUGAACUGACCGUGACCGACACACAUGACACGUAUAGUACCUGUACUUUUUUUUACACUGGGGCAGGCGGUCCCAUCUCAUGGCAACAUAUGCGUCAUAUAUAAUCGUCUCAUAAUUCAAAAUUUUACCAAAUAUUUCGAAAAUUGUGAUACCCCUGUUUAUAUUUUGUAUCAAAAACAUUACGAAUUAAGAGUGAUUUUGAAUUAGAGGUGUAUGAAUUAUGGGGUUUUACUGUAGUGUCACCGCUAACAUUUCCAUGAUUCCCUGCCAGGUUUACUUUCAGUGCAUUGAAAUAAAUAUAUCCGUAAAAAUUCCAUCAUAAGAGUAAAAAAAAAAAAAUAAUAAUAAAUAAAACAGUUAAAAUUAUUUUGUACCAAUUGAACUUUUUUGUCAUUUGAUAUAAUCACAAAAAAGUUAAGAAUAACAAAUGAAAAUAAGGGAAAUAAUAAAUUGGGAGGCAAGUGUGAAGUUCAAUGCAAGACAAUUAUCCAUACUGAAGAAGGUGAAUGAUGGUUUUUCUGAGUAUCACUGGUGUACCUUAAGUAACUGAUUAUGUUGUGGCUAGAUUUACUUAAGCUUGUACAGUACUGGUAUCCCUCAUUAUCUGAAUGUGUACUAUCCAAAUUUUUUAUUCUUACACCACUUUUUUGCACUAUCCAAAAAUAUUCAUUACUUAUCCACAAGAUGGUCUGAUCAAAAUUUUAUCGCAGUUCAAAUUAACCCUCCCCAAGGUGAGCCCUCUGAUAAGGCAAUGUACCAACUGGACAAAAUAUUUUUAGUUUAGCAAUUAUCAUACAGUAACAAGGUACUAAAUUACACUAAAUGGUAGUUAGGUAAUUUUUUUUUCAUGAAUGGAGUUCAUUGGGGGGGGGGGGGAUAUUUGAGUUUUGUUGUCGGAAAACUGAACCCUAUUUUUCACUUUUAUGGUUUUUGAAUGGUUUUCAAGGAACUUAACCCAUCUGAAAUGAGGGAUACCUGUAGGGUAUCAGAAUUCAUUAUCAUUUAUAUUUUAGUUUUCUUAAAUCUUGAUUACUUGGUCUAUUUUCUAAAAAUUAGAAGGUAGUUAUAUUAGAAAUUAGUAGAAUGUUGUAAUGUUUGUAGAGAUAACUUGUAAAUACUGUAUCCGGUAACUUGUUUAAAAAAUACUGAACUUGUAUUAUUGUAAUAUUAUUCCACUAUGACAUAAUUUAAUCAAAUUGUUUCUCUUCCUGGUCUCUUUCUGUAUGCUUUGUUGAGAUGAUCAUCAUCCUUUCCACAUGCUCAUAUAUUUUAGUAAAGGCUAAGUAUGGAUAACAAUAAUAGCAGAAAUAUUAGCAAGUUAAAAUAUUGAUAACCAAAGAAUCAUUGUACAGAGGCUGGAAUACACCUAACAGUUGAGGGCUUGAGCCUUUAAACAAUCACUUGCAGACAAAGCAGUACAGUAAAGCAUAAAAAUCUUCAUCAAAUGUCUUUUCAAAUUACCAAACCUUCUGGUGCUGAUCGGACUAAGGAAUCAAAUACAGUAUACAGAUAUGAACAUUGACAUUUUAUAUGGAUCUCUACUCUAUGUGAGACACUCUGAAUCUGUACAUGUACUGUAAUUUAUACCUAAAUCUGUACAUGUUUUUCAAUAAAAUAUUCUGAAUAGC